This is a messenger RNA of Pezoporus flaviventris, 7181 nucleotides long. RefSeq names its product HECT, UBA and WWE domain containing E3 ubiquitin protein ligase 1 (gene HUWE1). The record is from RefSeq and is a predicted model, not a curated record. Gene Ontology annotation, molecular function: ubiquitin-protein transferase activity. Gene Ontology annotation, biological process: positive regulation of protein catabolic process; proteasome-mediated ubiquitin-dependent protein catabolic process; membrane fusion. Gene Ontology annotation, cellular component: Golgi membrane; nucleus. Lineage: Eukaryota; Metazoa; Chordata; Aves; Psittaciformes; Psittacidae.
CCCCAGAGGCCCCCCCCGAGGACGACGCUUCCGCCGCCGCUCCCUCCUCUUCCUCAUCCUCUUCGCCAUCGCCCUCCUCGUGCUGCCCGUCCCCGGAGGAGCCGCCGGUGAAGGGGCUGGCGGAGGAGGCGGUGCCGGCGGUGCUGCGGGCCUGCGUGAGCAUGCUGGGGGUGCCGGUGGACCCCGACACCCUGCACGCCACGCUGCGGCUCUGCCUGCGCCUCACGCGGCACCACAAGCACGCGCUGCUCUUCGCCGAGCUCCGCAGCACCCGAACCAUCCUGGGCCUGACGCAGAGCUCCGGCUUCACCGGCUUCACCCCCCUCGUCACCCUCCUCUUCCGGCACAUCAUCGAGGACCCCUGCACCCUGCGGCACACCAUGGAGAAGGUGGUUCGCUCGGCAGCCACGAGCGGUGCCGGCAGCACCACGUCGGGGGUGGUGUCGGGCAGCCUGGGCUCCCGGGAGGUGAACUACAUCCUGCGGGUGCUGGGCCCCGCCGCCUGCCGCAGCCCCACCGUCUUCACCGAGGUGGCCACCGGCUGCAUCCGCAUCGCCCUGCCCGCCCCCCGCGGCUCCGGCACUGCCUCGGAUGAUGAGUUCGAGAACCUGCGCAUCAAAGGCCCCAACGCGGUGCAGUUGGUGAAGACGACGCCGGUGAAGCCCUCGGCGCUGCCCGUCAUCCCCGAGCCCAUCAAGGACGUCAUCUACGACAUGCUCAAUGCCCUGGCAGCCUACCAUGCCCCCGAGGAGGGGGACAAGGGGGACCCCAAGAGCGCGGCACCCUCGGAGGUGAGCCAGCUGCUGUCGGACAUCGGCGACGACGUCUACCAGCAGUACCGGAGCCUCACGCGCCAGCCCGGCGACUUCGACCCCCCCUCCGGCUUCGCCAUCAACGCUCAGGUCUUUGGUGCUGAUGGAGCUGCCGCGGAGACGCCGCCAUCGGGGACGCCGCAGGGGGAAGCAGCCAGCCCCGAGGAAGGCCGGGAAGGGCGGAAGGAGAAGGAUGGGGAGCGGGGUGAGGAGCGGCAGCGGGGGAAGGCCUCCAAGCCCCUGAUGCCCACGUCCACCAUCCUGAGGCUGCUGGCCGAGCUCGUGCGCUCCUACGUGGGCAUCGCCACCCUCAUCGCCAACUACAGCUACACCGUGGGGCAGAGCGAGCUCAUCAAGGAGGACUGCAGCGUUCUGGCCUUCGUGCUGGACCACCUCCUGCCGCACACGCCCAACGUGGAGGACAAGGACACCCCGGCGCUGGCGCGGCUCUUCCUCGCCAGCCUGGCAGCCGCCGGCACCGGCACCGAUGCGCAGGUGGCGCUGGUCAACGAGGUGAAGGCGGCGUUGGGCCGGGCCCUCGCCAUGGCCGAGAGCACCGAGAAGCACGCCCGGCUCCAGGCCGUCAUGUGCAUCAUCAGCACCAUCAUGGAGUCCUGCCCCACCACCUCCAGCUUCUACAGCAGCGCCACCAAGACGCAGCACAACGGCAUGAACAACAUCAUCCGCCUCUUCCUCAAGAAGGGCUUGGUCAACGACCUGGCCAGGGUGCCCCACAGCCUCGACCUAUCCAGCCCCAACAUGGCGAACACGGUGAACGCGGCGCUGAAGCCCUUGGAGACGCUCUCGCGCAUCGUGAACCAGCCCAGCGGGAGCCUCUUCGGCACCAAGGGCUCGUCCAGCAAGAGCAAGGCCGAGGGUGGCGGCGGGGCCCGGGACAGCGGCGCUGCCCCCCCCGAUGGAGGGGACCCCGGGGACCCCGAGCCCCCCGAGGAGGACGCGGAGGUGACGCAGGCGGAGGCAGCCGAUGGGGACAUGGACGGGGAGGCCGAAGGUGACCCCGGGGGACAGCCCGAGGGGCUCAGCACCCAGGAGAUGCAGGUGGAAAAUGAACUGGAAGAUCUCAUUGAUGAGCUACUGGAGCGGGAUGGAGCCGCUGGGAACAGCACCAUCAUCGUGAGCCGCUCCGGUGAGGAUGAAUCCCAAGAGGAUGUGCUCAUGGAUGAGGCUCCCUCCAACCUCAGCCAAGCCUCCACGCUCCAGGCCAAUAGGGAAGAUUCCAUGAACAUCCUGGAUCCCGAGGAUGAGGAGGAGCACACGCAGGAGGAGGACAGCAGUGGCAGCAAUGAGGAUGAGGAUGACAGCCAGGAUGAGGAGGAGGAGGAAGAGGAGGAAGAUGAGGACGAUCAGGACGACGAGGAAGGGGAGGAAGGGGAGGAGGAGGAGGACGACGACGACGGCUCCGAGAUGGAGCUGGACGAGGACUAUCCCGACAUGAACGCCUCGCCCCUGGUGCGCUUCGAGCGCUUCGAUCGCGACGAUGACCUCAUCAUCGAGUUCGAUAACAUGUUCUCCAGCCCCACCGACAUCCCGCCGUCGCCGGGGAACAUCCCCGCCAGCCACCCGCUCCUGGUUCGCCACGCCGAGCACGGAGCCCUGGCGCUGGGCACCGGCGCCGCCACCACGCGCCUGGCGCAGGGCCUGGGCCGCAGCCAGCGCACGCUGCGGCAGCUCACGGCCAACGCCGGCCACACCAUCCACGUGCACUACCCCGGCGCCCGCCAGCCCAACCCGCCCCUCAUCCUGCAGCGGCUGCUGGGCCCCUCGGCCGCGGCCGACAUCCUGCAGCUGAGCAGCAGCCUCCCGCUGCAGAGCCGGGGCCGGGCCCGGCUCCUGGUGGGCAAUGAGGACGUGCACAUCAUCGCCCGCUCCGACGACGAGCUCCUCGACGACUUCUUCCAUGAGCAGGGCAGCACCGGCAGCCAGGCAGGGACCCUCUCCAGCAUCCCCACGGCCCUGACGCGCUGGACCGAGGAGUGCAAGGUGCUGGAUGCUGAGAGCAUGCACGACUGUGUCUCGGUGGUGAAGGUCCCCAUCCUGGCCCGCCUCGAAGCGCUGCGGGACGAGGAGCUGGACGAGCGGCGCGAGAAGCGCCGGCGCCAAGCGGCCGAGGAGGAAGCCAAAGGCACCGAGCGGGGGGGCCCUGAGGACAAGGAAGGGGCUGACACCCAGGAAGUGGCCUCCAAAGCCGCCACCGCCGCCGCCGACGUCACCCCCCCAGAUUCCUCCCCCCCCCAUCUUGUUUUGGGUCUGUAUGGCCCAAAUUGGGGAGAGGAUGUGUUACUGGGGGGGGGGGGGGUGUCCCAUAAAGCUCUAUGGGUAUCCCUGACAUUGAUCCCUAUACAUGUGUGUGUGUGUCCCCCAUCCCAGAACACAGCGGGACAACGGGAGAGACCCCCCCUCCCGGUCCCCCACCGGACAUUGGUGAUGUUGGAACCGACGCCGACCCCCCCAGAUCCUCCUUCGGGAGGAGCCCCCCAAAUUCCCACUCGCCCCCCCCAACCCCCUGACCAUGAAGAGGGGGGACCUGGGCGACCCCCCCAGGAUGCUGAAGCCACUCAAAUGGAGCUGUCACCCGCUCCCACCAUCACAUCACUGUCCCCGGAGCGAGCGGAGGACUCGGAUGCUCUGACGGCCGUGAGCAGCCAACUGGAAGGAUCCCCCAUGGACACCUCGAGUUUGGCUUCUUGUACCUUGGAAGAGUCAGGGGGUGCCCCCCCUCCUCCAGCAGCCCCCCAAAACCCCCCCGGCACCCCCCAAGGACCACCCCCGGCUCCCCCUGACGCCGCUCAGCCCCCUGAUGACAGCUCGCCCCCGGCCUCGUCCUCGGAGAGUUCCUCAACCCGGGAUUCAGCCGUGGCCAUUUCGGGAGCCGAUUCCCGAGGGAUCCUGGAGGAGCCGCUGCCGUCCACCAGCAGCGAGGAGGAGGACCCCCUGGCCGGGAUCAGCCUGCCGGAAGGGGUGGAUCCAUCGUUCCUGGCGGCGCUGCCGGAUGACAUCCGCCGGGAAGUGCUGCAGAACCAGCUGGGGAUCCGCCCCCCUGCCCGGGCCCCGCCCACCCCAAGCCCCGCCCCCCCGGUCGUGGCCAAUCCCGGCCUGACCGAGGUCAGCCCCGAGUUCCUGGCGGCUCUACCCCCGGCCAUACAGGAGGAGGUGCUGGCCCAGCAGCGCGCGGAGCAGCAGCGGCGGGAGCUGGCGCAGGCCACGAGCUCGGACGCGCCCAUGGACCCGGUGACGUUCAUCCAGACGCUGCCGUCGGAGCUGCGGCGCUCGGUGCUCGAGGACAUGGAGGACAGCGUCCUGGCCGUCAUGCCCCCGGACAUCGCCGCCGAGGCGCAGGCGCUGCGCCGCGAGCAGGAGGCCCGCCAGCGCCAGCUUAUGCACGAGAGGCUCUUCGGCCACUCCAGCACCUCCGCGCUCUCCGCCAUCCUGCGCAGCCCCGCGUUCACGAGCCGCCUGAGCGGGAGCCGGGGGGUGCAGUACACGCGCCUGGCGGUGCAGCGCGGGGGCACCUUCCACAUGGGCGGCACCGCCGGGCACAGCAGACCCUCAACCGGCAACGUGGACAACCUGCUGCGCCUGCGCGGGCGCCUGCUCCUGGACCACGAAGCCCUCUCGUGCCUCCUGGUGCUGCUCUUCGUGGACGAGCCCAAGCUGAACACGAGCCGCCUGCACCGCGUCCUGCGCAACCUCUGCUACCACGCGGCCACGCGGGGCUGGGUGGUGCGGAGCCUCCUCUCCAUCCUGCAGCGCAGCAGCGAGAGCGAGCUCUGCCUCGAGGCCCCCGCGCCCCACCGGCACCGGAGGAGCGCCCGCGCCGCGCACGAGCCACCCCUCCCGGCAGCACCGCCGCCACCACCACCACACACCACCACCGGUACCACCGAACCCCGCGCUCUCGACCUCCUGCACCGCGUGGAAGCGCGCAGCUCCGGGCAGCUCUCGUGGCUCUCCGUCUCCAUGGACGCGGCGUUGGGAUGCAGGACCAACAUCUUCCAGAUCCAAAGGGUGCCCGGCAGGAAGCACACGGAGAAACACGGUGGCGGCAGCGGCGGCGCCGCCGCCGGCUCCGCCGUCCACAUCCACCCGCAGGCAGCGCCCGUCGUGUGCCGGCACGUCCUGGACACCCUCAUCCAGCUGGCCAAGGUCUUUCCCAGCCACUUCACCCAGCAGCGGGGCCGGGAUCCCAGCACGGAGCCGGAGCGGGAACGCGGCCCCCCCAAAUCCGGGGGCAGCCCCUGCCCCCCCCCCCCCCCUUCCGGCAGCCUUUCCACCGAUUUCUGGGACCUCUUGGUGAAGUUGGAUAACAUGAACGUGAGCCGGAAAGGGAAGAGCUCGGCCAAAACGGGCGCCGGGGGUGGGGGGCCGGAGCCCGAGGCCACGGGGAUGGGCUUGGAAGCGUCGCCCUUGGGCCAGCUCAUGAACAUGCUGUCCCACGGCGUCAUCCGCCGCAGCGCCCUCCUCACCGAGAAGCUGCUCCGGCUCCUGUCCCUCAUCUCCAUCGCUCUUCCCGAAGGUGGGAAAGGGGCUGAGGGGGCAGGAGCCCCCCAAAACGCCCCCGCCGCAACGGGAGCCGGGGCGGCUCCGGGGAGUCCGGCGGCGCAGAGCGGGAACGCCGGGAACGCGGCGGCGGGAGGGGGAGCUGCGGCUGGGGCCUCCUCCAAGAGCUCCAAGUCACCAGCGAAGGGCCCCGAGAGCAGCCCUGACCCCCGGAUGGCGGCCACGGGGCUGACCGAGAGCCAGCUCCAGCUCUCGGUGGAGGUGCUGACGUCCCACUCGUGCUCCGAGGAGGGGCUGGAGGACGCGGCCAACGUCCUGCUCCAGCUCUCGCGCGGCGACGCCGGCACCAGGGACACGGUUCUGCGCCUGCUGCUCACCGGCGCCCGGCACCUCGGGGCCACCCUGUGCCGCCAGAUCGGGACGCUGCUGGCCGAGCUGAGGGAAUACAACCUGGAGCAGCAGCGGCGGGCGCAGAGCGAGGCCCCGUCCCCCGAGGGGCUCCCCGAGGAGCAGCCGCCCAGUGCCAAGCUCAAGGGCAAGAUGCAGAGCCGGUUCGACACAGCCGAGAGCGUGGUGAUCGUGGCGUCGCAGAAGCGGGCGCUGGGCGGGCGGGAGCUGCAGCUGCCCAUGUCCGUGCUCACCUCCAAGACGUCCACGCAGCGCUUCUUCCUCCGCGUGCUGCAGGUCAUCAUCCAGCUGCGUGACGACACGCGCCGGGCGCACAAGAAGGCCAAGCAGGCCGGGCGCCUGGGCGCCGGGGGGCUCGGGGCGGCUGGCAGCAUCCAAGCAGCCGUCCGGCAGCUGGAGGCCGAGGCCGACGCCAUCAUACAAAUGUCGGAGGCUGGGCCUGCGGACGCCGCUCCCCGUCGGGAUGAAUCCCCCAUGGAUGUGGAUCAGCCGUCGCCAGCCCCCCAGGACAACCCCUCCGUGGGCUCGGAGGGGCCGGAGCGGGGACGGCGGCCCCCGGAGCUGCCCCUGCUGAGCGAGCAGCUCUGCCUGGACGAGCUCUGGGAUAUGCUGGGGGAGUGCCUCAAGGAGCUCGAGGAGUCCCACGACCAGCACGCCGUGCUCGUGCUGCAGCCCGCCGUCGAAGCCUUCUUCCUGGUGCACGCCACGGAGCGGGAGAGCAAGCCCCCGGUGCGGGAUACCCGGGAGAGCCAAUUGGCCCACAUCAAGGACGCCCCCCCGCUGUCCCCCGCCCCCCUGACCCCCGCCACCCCCUCCUCCCUGGACCCCUUCUUCUCCCGCGAGCCCUCCUCCAUGCACAUCUCGGCCAGUUUGCCCCAAACCCAGAAGUUCCUGCGCUUCGCUGAGACCCACCGGACGGUGCUGAACCAGAUCCUGCGUCAAUCCACGACCCACUUGGCCGAUGGCCCCUUCGCCGUCCUGGUCGACUACAUCCGAGUCCUGGACUUCGAUGUCAAGCGCAAGUACUUCCGUCAGGAGCUGGAGCGGUUGGAUGAGGGCCUGCGCAAGGAGGACAUGGCCGUGCACGUGCGGCGCGACCACGUCUUCGAGGACUCCUAUAGGGAGCUGCAUCGGAAGUCCCCCGAGGAGAUGAAGAACAGGCUGUACAUCGUGUUUGAGGGCGAGGAGGGGCAGGACGCGGGGGGCCUGCUGCGGGAGUGGUACAUGAUCAUCUCGCGGGAGAUGUUCAACCCCAUGUACGCGCUGUUCCGCACGUCGCCGGGGGACAGGGUCACCUACACCAUCAACCCCUCGUCCCACUGCAACCCCAACCACCUGAGCUACUUCAAGUUCGUGGGGCGCAUCGUGGCCAAGGCCGUGUACGACAACCGCCUGCUCGAGUGUUACUUCACCCGCUCCUUCUACAAGCACAUCCUGGGCAAG